Molecule: messenger RNA, 999 nt
Organism: Nothobranchius furzeri (turquoise killifish)
Lineage: Eukaryota; Metazoa; Chordata; Actinopteri; Cyprinodontiformes; Nothobranchiidae
Gene: cyb561d2
Product: cytochrome b561 family, member D2
Cellular component (GO): endoplasmic reticulum
Molecular function (GO): transmembrane monodehydroascorbate reductase activity; heme binding
Source: RefSeq, a predicted model, not a curated record
AGAUUCGAAGCAGAACAUCCGUGUUUUUACCAUCCGUGACGUGGAUCCUGUUGUGUAUAGGUAAAGUUGUGUGAUGGAGCUUUGGAUUACUGUAACUGUGCUAUCUUCUAUGUUUGAAUAAAAGCGGGCAUUAACCGGAGGAGCAACCAGGAAGACCUUCGACUCACUUCCGCUUUUCCGUUCGGAAUUCAUGCCGGAGAUUAUCUGGAGUGAAAUUAAUUUAAAACACCAUGGCUAAAGGCAGUGAGACCGAAGCAGAACCUCGGGUUUACGGUUUUACCCGAACUGUCUCAGCAUGGUUGGCUCACAUCAUCUCUGUUGUCUUUUCUGUGUUUGUGGCGUUUCUAUCUCGACCAGGAACAAGUUGGUUUUCAUGGCACCCUUUUCUGAUGACCCUAGCUUUUGGCUUCUUCAUGACUGAAGGUAUCCUCGUCUUCUCGCCCCAUGGCUCCCUCAUCCAAAAGUAUUCACACAAGACCAAAAGCCGUGUUCAUCUGGUCCUGCAGAGCCUCUGUGCUUCCUGUGCAGUUUUGGGCCUGGCUGCCAUCUUUUACAACAAACACCUGAGCGACAAACCCCACUUCACCUCGUGGCACGGUCUACUGGGCCUGCUCACGGUCUGCGUGGUUGGUGUACAGUCUCUAGCAGCUGCUCCUCUCAAUUACCCAUUUCUGGCCAAAGGCUGGUCCCUCGCCAAACUCAAACGCUACCACGCAGCAUCCGGACUCGUCGUUUACCUGCUGGGCAGCACCAGCCUGCUGCUUGGGCUGUGCUCUGCCUGGUUCACUGCUACAGUCAGGGAAUACACCUGGUACCUGUCAGCGCUCUGCCCUGUUAUCUGUGCUGUCCUCAUUAUGAACCAAGUUUCCAGCGCUUACGUUGCUAAAAAACGACUGCAGUCCUGACAGAAAGCAAAUUCAUUUAAAAAUUUUAAAUUGUGUUUUAAUGUUUUUACAGAUCAUACUAUAGCAUUUCCUGAAUAAAUCAUUCACACUGCAA